GAGAGUCGUCCAACAGAUGGCAGGAGGUGUAGUGUCGCGUCCUGCUGGCUUCUGCUGCUGCUGCUGCUGCUGAGUUUGUUGGUAAACAGGCACUGGGACAGACAUGACCACCUCUCUACUGGAAGAUUCCUGACCCCAUAACUUCCCUCCACCACUCUAAUUUUUAUGUUAUGGGUUUUGACCUGACAAGGUUCCAGGGGGAGGUGGAUGAGGAGCUGCUUUGUCCUAUAUGCUCUGAAGUUCUGCAAGAUCCACUCCAGGCUCCUUCAUGUGAACAUGCUUUCUGCAGUGGUUGCAUCAAUGAAUGGUUGUCCAGGCAGCAGACUUGUCCGGUUGAUCGCCAACCUAUUACCUCUUCUCAGCUUAAGUCCGUACCGAGGAUACUUCGUAGUUUACUUUCAAAGCUAUAUAUAUCCUGUGACAACAAAUCUCAUGGUUGUAUAUCAGUUGUAAAACUUGAUGCCUUGAGUUCUCACUUAGAAGAAUGUGAAUUCAACCCCAAGCGUCCGGUUCCAUGUGAACAAGGGUGUGGCCUAGUUGUUCCAAAGGAUGAGUUAAAGGAUCAUAAUUGCCUUCGAGAGUUACGAAGUUUGAUACAAAAUCAGUCGGGUAAAAUUGCAGAGUUACAGCAAGAGCUCGCUGAAAACAAAUACCAACUCAAUGAACAAAAACGGGAAAUUCAACUUCUAAAGGAUUUUAUGCGAGCUAUGAGAAUCAGUAACCCACAGAUGAGAGCAAUAGCUGAUCAAAUGGAGCAAGAUGAGGUUGUGAGGUGGGCCAGUUCUCUAGCUCGUGCACGGGUCACUCGCUGGGGUGGUAUGAUUUCCACUCCUGAUGCUAUGUUACAGGCUGUGAUCCGGCGUGCUCUGAGUGAGUCUGGAUGUCCCCCACAUAUUAUAGAUCAACUUAUGGAGAAUGCCCAUGAACGAAGGUGGCCACCAGGGUUGUCUACGCUGGAGACCAGGCAGGUAAUGAACCGCCGACACUAUGAGAGCUACAUUUGCAAAAGAGUGCCAGGGAAGCAAGCAGUGGUGGUGAUGGCAUGCGAUAAUCGUCAUAUGAAUGAUGAUAUGCUUCUUGAUCCAGGACUGGUAAUGAUCUUUGCCCAUGGUAUAGAAUAAGAAGCAGUGAGUGUGGCUGGUGCUAUAUAUGAAUUUAGAUUAUGUCAUUAUUAUUUUCUCUUUAUGCUCUUUGAUUUUUUGUGUAUGAAAUGGCUACAGCCUAUGCAUAAUAAACUAAUGUACAUUGGAUUUGAUUCAUGAUUAAUUGGGAAAAUUUAAUGUUGAAGUUUUAUUUUGUAUUGCCAUUGUUUUAAAUUUAGCAAGUUUUGUCUCUUUAGUUUAUUAAAAAUCAAAAGGAAUAUAAAAUUGUCUAUCAAAGCUGAGCUUAGAUUUGUAUAUUGGUUGAAAGUGCAUUAUUGCUACCUAUAUUUCAUUUCUCUGGCAUUUAAACAAAAAGACAGUAAAUUAAUCUGUUUAAUAUUUUAGUGGCUAAUUUGUCCUGCAGGAUUCUUUUAUGCUCGCCUGUGAUAGCCAUUUGUAAGUGGUUAUUAAUUUGACUCAUACUGAAAUUAAGUUUUAGAUAUACAUAGUAUCUGAAAUGUCUACUGCUUUGCAGUGUUCAUUUUAACAUUGGCAACUAGAAAUAUGGUGGUGUGGUGAAGCUACUGUUAGGUGUUGCAUUCCAACUGUCUUAUGAAUUGUACUCUUGUUGCUGAUGAUGUUCACACAACUCAUCACCUAUAAUUUGUAUUGUCAGGCUGAAUUACUAUGCAGCUUACUACUGGGAACAAAUACAAAUUAUGAUCAGUUUAUUAAACUGGGUGUGCAA
Messenger RNA from Cherax quadricarinatus, 1830 nucleotides. It is a transcript of the gene elgi, whose product is annotated as E3 ubiquitin-protein ligase NRDP1 elgi. Gene Ontology annotation, biological process: protein ubiquitination. The record is from RefSeq and is a predicted model, not a curated record. Gene Ontology annotation, molecular function: metal ion binding; ubiquitin protein ligase activity. NCBI's taxonomy places the organism in Eukaryota, Metazoa, Arthropoda, Malacostraca, Decapoda, Parastacidae.